AGCAAUUUAAAACGAAACGGUAGAUUGUAUUUAUUUUUGAGUAUAUUUUGCAACUGUAAAUAUUAAAACAUUAUUCGAAAAGGUUUGGAGAGGGCAGGGGGUCAAGCCUGUAAACAAAAGGAAACCUAGAAAAUAUUGUUGUGGAGUUAUUUCAUGUAGCUAUUUUAAGUGUGUAAACGUAAUAGAAGUCAAAGGAAGUAGGGAUUGUGGUGUUGCGUUGUGCGGUGGGACACUGCACGGGCACUGAGCGAUGUCGAACGUGGAGAACGUGUGCUCGCAGGUACUGCGCAGUGUGGUGCCCAAGAUGUGCCGGUUGGCGGCGGAUCCGCCCGCUGGCGUCAAGCUGCUGCUGUGGGACAACGACAUCACUGACGUCGUGGCCCUCAUCGACGGUCCAGCGGACACGCCUUACGCCGGCGGUGUGUUCCGCGUGCGGCUGGCGCUGGGCAGGGAGUUCCCCGCCGCGCCGCCGCGCGCCUACUUUCUGACCAAGAUCUUCCAUCCGAACGUGUCGGCGGCGGGUGAGGUUUACGUCAACACGCUGAAGUCCGACUGGCGGCCGGAGCUCGGGCUGGCGCACCCGCUGCUGGCCGUGCGCUGUUUGCUCAUCGCGCCCAACGCGGACUCUACGCUCAACGCCGAGGCGGCGGCAUUGCUCCGUGACCGCUACGACGACUACUUCGCACGCGCCAAACUCUACACCGACAUCCACGCGCGCCCCGACCACGCGCACUCGGCGCACGCCCACAAGCAGGAAUACCGCGACGUUGAGGUGAAUGCAGACCAGGGCGAGGAGGGCGCGGAGAGCGACGAGGGAGCGCCGCACCCAAAGCGCGAGUGGUGGACAUCGCCCACAGCGCCGACAGCGCCCACAGUGACCACCGCGCCCAUAGCGCCCACCGCGCCCACCGCUCCCACAGCGACCACAGUGCCCAAAGCGCCCGCAGCGCCCACAGCUGGUACCGUGCCUACAGCACCCACCGCGCCUAAAGCGCUCACAGCGCCCGCAGCGCCCACAGCGCCCACAGUGCCCACCGCGGCCACAGCGCUUACCGUGCCUACAGCGGCCGCCGCGCCCAAAGCGCCCACCGCGCCCGCUGCGCCCACAGCUGGUACCGUGCCUACAGCGCCCACCGCGGCCACAGCGCAUACCGUGCCUACAGCGGCCGCCGCGCCCAAAGCGCCCACCGCGCCCGCAGCGCUUACCGUGCCCACAGCGCCCGCAGCGCCCACAGUGCCC
Messenger RNA from Papilio machaon (common yellow swallowtail), 1240 nucleotides. RefSeq names its product ubiquitin-conjugating enzyme E2 S. The annotation marks the transcript as partial. Lineage: Eukaryota; Metazoa; Arthropoda; Insecta; Lepidoptera; Papilionidae. The transcript has 3 exons. The record is from RefSeq and is a predicted model, not a curated record.